This is a messenger RNA of Papaver somniferum (opium poppy), 1912 nucleotides long. Its product is annotated as WD40 repeat-containing protein HOS15-like. NCBI's taxonomy places the organism in Eukaryota, Viridiplantae, Streptophyta, Magnoliopsida, Ranunculales, Papaveraceae. Bases 70 to 1755 code for a protein of 561 amino acids. The record is from RefSeq and is a predicted model, not a curated record. Gene Ontology annotation, cellular component: histone deacetylase complex. Gene Ontology annotation, biological process: regulation of transcription by RNA polymerase II. Gene Ontology annotation, molecular function: protein binding; transcription corepressor activity. The transcript is spliced from 13 exons.
AUCAGUUAGACAGACUCCAAAAUCUAUAAAAACCCUUUUUUUAGUGUUUCCAAAAUCUCAAUUUUGCUCAUGAUCCUUCUUCUUCCUACUCUCUUUGUCUUCCCAAGAAAUCAACUCGAACAGGCUUUUGCUACAAUGAAUCCUCUUAAUUCAGCAGAGUUGAAUGCUCUCGUCUUUCGUUAUCUCACUGAAUCAGGUUUCACACACACAGCAUUUGCAUUGGGAUAUGAGGCAGGGUUGAACAAGAGUCCUAUUGAUGGAAAUUUAAUUCCACCAGGUUCACUUGUGAAAAUUGUGCAGAAAGGACUUCAAUAUGUGGAGUUGGAAGUGAAUGCGAUGGAGAAGUGUGAUUCAAGUGUUGAUGAUGAUUUUUCAUUUAUACAACCUCUGGAUCUUAUAACCAAGGAAGUGCCUGAACUGCUGCAAAUUGUAAAAGAAAAGAAAGCCAAAAUUCAGAGACAGAGGGAGAGGAAUGGAGGGAAAUCUAUGGGAUUUGAUCAAGAGCAACAACUGGAACACCAACGAGGAAACGAGAAGGUAAAACAAGGAAUUGGCGGAAGGCCUGAAAAGGAUAAGGAGAGGAAACCUAAGAAAAAGAAGCUAGUAAAGUGGAAAGACCAAGAAGCUAGUAAAGUGGAACUAUCCACGCGUGUACCAUGUUUGGCUAGUAAGAUUCCUAGUUCUGAUGUAACUGUCUUUGAAGGACAUUCUUCUGAGGUUUUUGCUUGUGCGUGGGACCCAGUUGGUUCACUUCUCGCAUCAGUGUCGAAAGACUCCACAGCAAGGAUUUGGACAAUUUUGGAUGGUCCUUGUGGCUCUAAGAUGCAGAAUGGGCGUCAAAAUGAAAUAGUGCUGGAACACUGUAAGGGUGACAUGAAUCAGACCACCCGGGAUGUUACAGCGCUUGACUGGAAUGGAGAGGGGACAUUACUUGCGACAGCUUCAGUAGAUGCAAAAGCAAGGAUAUGGAGUAGAGAUGGAGAGCUAAGGGCCACCUUGAGCAAUCAUAGAGGGCCAAUCCUCUGUAUAAAAUGGAACAAAGAGGGUAAUAAUCUUCUUACUGGAAGUUUCGAUGGAACUGCUAUUGUGUGGCGGUGGCGAAUGGAUACCUUAAGACGGACUCAAAAAUUUGAAUUUCACUCUGAUCGAGUCAUGGAUGUUGAUUGGCGGGAUUGCGACACAUUUGCAACGAGCUCAGCUGACACCAAAAUAAACGUUUGCAAGGUUGGAGAGAAUCAUCCUGUUAAAACCUUUUUGGGGCAUAAGGGAGAGGUCAAUUCUGUAAAAUGGGAUGCAUCUGGUUCUCUGUUGGCUUCUUGCUCUGAUGAUGGCACGGUAAAGAUUUGGAGUAUAAAUCAAGAUGAGUACGUCCAUGACUUAAAGAAGCAUACCAAGGAGGUAUAUGCUGUUAAAUGGUGCCCUACUGGUCCUGGAACAAGCAACCCUAACCAGUCUCCUAUACUAGCAAGUGCAUCGUAUGACACAACAAUAAAACUAUGGAAUGUAGAAGCUGGAACCCUUCUCAGAAGCUUAAAUGACAGGGGUCCUGUUUACUGUGUUUCAUUCAGCCCAAAUGGAGAGUUUUUGGCAAGCGGAACUUUGGGUAACGUUAACAUCUGGUCAGUGAAGGAAGGGAGAAUUGUGAAAACAUACCAAGGGAGGGGUAGCAUAUUUGAAGUCUCCUGGAAUAAGGAAGGUACCAAGAUUGCUGCAUGUUUUCAAAACAGGGUGUGUGUCAUGGAUGUGAGAAUGUAGCAAGAUACUUUGCUGCUUUGAAACGUCAGAACAAGUGCUUCCUUCCAAAAAGAAAUAUAGGCAAAUGUCUGUACAGGUUUUAAUAGUAUUAAUAACUGAAGAGUUUGUAAAAAAAACAAUCAAAAAGUUUGAAUACCAAAAUUACAGUUUACUGCAA